AGCACCACAUCGUGGAGAAAUUGGUGGAGGUGCCCCAGCUGGCGUACGUGGAGAAGAUAGUCGAGGUGCCUCAGAUCCACACGCAGGAGGUGAUCCGCACGGUCCCGAAAGUGGAGGUGCACGAGAUCAUCAAGGAGGUGCCCAAGGUGCACAUGCAGUACCAGGAGAGGAUCGUGGAGGUGCCUCAGGUGCAUUACCAGGAGCGCGUCGUGGAGGUGCCGCGCGUGGAGGUGCAGGAGAUUGUCAAACACGUCGCCAAGCCGGAAUUUCAUACGGUGGACAAGUUCGUCGAGGUGCCCCACGUGCAGUACGUCGAGAAGGUGGUUGAGGUGCCCGAGGUGCACCUGCAGGAGCGCGUGGUGGAGGUGCCUUGCGUCCAGUACCAGGAGGUCCUGAAGCAGGU
This is a messenger RNA of Prorocentrum cordatum, 403 nucleotides long. The record is from the annotation of a GenBank genome assembly. Lineage: Eukaryota; Dinophyceae; Prorocentrales; Prorocentraceae.